This is a messenger RNA of Limanda limanda (common dab), 2249 nucleotides long. RefSeq names its product thimet oligopeptidase 1 (gene thop1). The coding region runs from base 74 to 2131 and encodes 685 amino acids. Gene Ontology annotation, cellular component: mitochondrial intermembrane space. Gene Ontology annotation, biological process: peptide metabolic process; proteolysis. Gene Ontology annotation, molecular function: metalloendopeptidase activity. NCBI's taxonomy places the organism in Eukaryota, Metazoa, Chordata, Actinopteri, Pleuronectiformes, Pleuronectidae. The record is from RefSeq and is a predicted model, not a curated record. The transcript has 14 exons.
UCCCUUUGGUUAGCGGUCUGAAGCGUGAGCGUCAGAACUCGAUCUGUGACCGACCCGCAGGAAGCGAUCCACGAUGGGACCGACAGGUGAGGUGGUGCUUGACAGCCCGGUGCAGGUCUGCUCUGAGAACCGGCUGCGAUGGGACCUGAACCCGGAGCAGAUCCAGCAGCUCUCAGACGAGCUGGUCUCCAGCACCAAGCUGGUGUACGACCGUGUGGGGGGGCUGGACCUCGAUGGCGUGACCUUCCAGAACACGCUGAAGGCCCUCGCCGACGUGGAGGUGGAGUACACCGUCCAGAGGAACAUGUUGGAUUUCCCGCAGCACGUGGCGUCCUGUAAGGAGGUCCGAGCGGCGAGCACCGAGGCCGACAAGCGUCUGUCGGAGUUCGACGUGGAGAUGAGCAUGAGGGAGGACGUGUACCUGAGGAUCGUCGCCCUGGAGAAGAAGCUGGAUGCUGGGAGCAUCACCCCCGAGUCCAAGCGUUACAUGGAGCGACUGAUCAAACUGGGGCGGAGGAACGGCCUCCACCUGCCCAAGGAGACGCAGGACGAGAUCAAAACCAUCAAGAAGAAGCUGAGCAACCUGUGUAUAGAUUUCAACAAGAACCUGAACGAGGACACCACCAGUCUGUCCUUCAGCAGAGACGAGCUGGGCGGCCUGCCCGAGGACUUCCUCAGCUCGCUGGAGAGCGAUGGAGACAAGCUGAAGGUCACUCUGAAGUAUCCUCAUUACUUCCCCACCAUGAAGAAGUGCUUCAUCCCAGAGAGCCGCAGGAAGCUGGAGGAGGCCUUCAACUCCCGCUGCAAAGAGGAGAACUCUGCGAUCCUGAAGGAGCUGGUGGAGCUUCGGGCUCAGAAGUGUUCUCUGCUCGGCUUCAGCACACACGCCGACUUCGUCCUGGAGAUGAACAUGGCCAAGUCUGGAAAGAAGGUGGCCGGCUUCCUGGAGGAACUGGCCGUUAAACUGAAGCCUCUGGGCGUUGAAGAGCGGGAGGUCAUCCUCAAACUGAAGGAGAAGGAGUGUCAGAAACGGAGCCUGCCUUUUGACGGAGAGCUACACGCCUGGGACACACGCUACUUCAUGACCCAGGUGGAGGAGCAGCAGUACGCUGUGGAUCAGAACCUGCUGAAGGAGUACUUUCCCAUGGAGGUGGUGACUCGAGGUCUGCUGGACAUCUACCAGGAGCUGCUGGGUCUGUCCUUCGAGCUGGUGGACGGCGCCGCCGUCUGGCAUCCUGACGUCACUCUGUACAGCGUGAAGGACCGAGGCAGUGGACGGACGGUGGGACAGUUCUACCUGGACCUCUUCCCCAGGGAGGGGAAGUACGGCCACGCCGCCUGCUUCGGCCUCCAGCCCGGCUGCCUGCUGCCCGACGCCAGGCGCCAGAUGUCGGUGGCGGCCAUGGUGGCUAACUUCAGCAAGCCGACCUCCGAUGCUCCGGCCCUGCUGCAGCACGACGAGGUGGAGACCUACUUCCACGAGUUCGGACACGUCAUGCACCAGCUGUGCGCUGAGGCGGACUACGCCAUCUUCAGCGGGACUCAUGUGGAGCGAGACUUUGUGGAGGCUCCGUCCCAGAUGUUGGAGAACUGGGUUUGGGAGAAGGAGCCUCUGCAGAGGAUGAGCAAACACUACAAGACCAGCAGUGGGAUCCCAGAGGAGCUGCUGGAGAAGCUCAUCAAGUCCCGGCUCGCCAACACCGGUCUGUUCAACCUGCGGCAGAUCGUCUUGGCCAAAGUGGAUCAGUGUCUUCACACCCGGAUGGGCCUGGACGCCGCGGAGGAGUACGCACGCCUCUGCCAGGAGCUGCUGGGGAUUCCUGCGUCUCCAGGAACCAACAUGCCGGCGACCUUCGGACACUUGGCGGGCGGCUACGACGCUCAGUACUACGGUUACCUGUGGAGCGAGGUGUUCUCCAUGGACAUGUUCCACGCUCGCUUCAGACAGGAAGGAAUCAUGAACCCAAAGGUGGGGAUGGACUACAGGAAGUUCAUCCUGCGGCCCGGCGGCUCCGAGGACGCCUCCGAGAUGCUGAGGAAGUUCCUCGGGCGAGAACCUAAACAAGAAGCGUUCCUGCUGAGCAAAGGACUAACGCUAGAGCAGAACGCCGGCACGCCGUGUCCAUGCUGACCAGUCACAGCAGCUGGCUCCGCCCCCACUGAGAACAACGGACUGAGGUUUUCUAGAAAAAAAAGUAAAAUGUGUUCAAAGAUGGAAAAAACGAGUUGAAUAAAAUGAUUUGAAGUGA